Molecule: messenger RNA, 1109 nt
Organism: Salvia splendens (bonfire salvia)
Lineage: Eukaryota; Viridiplantae; Streptophyta; Magnoliopsida; Lamiales; Lamiaceae
Product: 2-oxoglutarate-Fe(II) type oxidoreductase hxnY
Exons: 1
Coding region: 31-939 (302 amino acids)
Source: RefSeq, a predicted model, not a curated record
GUAGAACUGCAGAAAAAACAAAUCAAAGAAAUGAAUACCCUGAUUCCCGAAUCUGCUAAUAUCUCACUUCUGAAUUGUAUUGACCUUUCCAGUUCAGAUGUUCAGCUAUCUGUCUCCCUCCUUAAACAGGCAUGCUUGGAUUCUGGAUUCUUCUAUGUGAUCAAUCAUGGAAUUGAUAAGGAAUUCAUGGAUGAGGUCUUCUCUGAAAGCAAAAGAUUUUUCAAUUUACCCGAGCAGGAGAAAAUGAAGCUUCUAAAGAAUGAGAAAAGUCGAGGCUAUACUCCGUUGUUUGAUGAAAACUUGGACCCUGCCAAUCAAAUUCAUGGGGACUAUAAGGAGGGAUAUUACAUAGGUAUUGAAGUGUCUGAAGAUCAGUCUGAUGCACAGAAACCAUUUUAUGGCCCAAACAAGUGGCCAUCGGAAGAUAUUUUGCCCAGGUGGAGGAAAACCAUGGAGAAAUAUCACCAAGAGGCACUAGAGGUAUCGAGAUCCGUUUCCCGGCUGAUAGCCCUUGCACUAGGGCUAGAUAUCAACUUUUUUGAUCAACCGGAAAUGCUUGGAAACCCUAUUGCAACUUUGAGGCUGCUACAUUACGAAGAUGAUAACUAUGGUCUUCAGAUAUGCAAAGACAAAGAUGCUAAGCCUCAGAUCUGGGAGUAUGUGCCACCAUUAAAAGGUGCGUUUAUAGUUAAUCUAGGUGAUAUGCUGGAGCGAUGGAGCAAUUGCUUUUUCAGAUCCACGCGGCAUCGAGUAUUGGGCAAUGGCCAAGAGAGAUACUCAAUAGCAUUUUUUGUGGAGCCUAGUCAUGAAUGCAUUGUUGAAUGUUUGCCAACAUGCCAAUCAGAGAAGAAUCCUCCAAAGUUCCCUCCAAUUAAAUGUGAAGAUUACAUCUCGCAGAAGUAUAAAGAUACCCAUGCCGACCUCAGUUCCUAUGCAUGAUAUUAUGCAUACAAAACAAAUGCUCCGGAAAAGCUACUAAUGUUGAAGACAAUUCUAUCCAAACGAGAUCCUAUGAACAUGACUUUCAGUUAUCGAUGCUUUGAUUACUUUGUACAUGAAAUUUAGUGCGACUCUGUGUUGAUGUAAUUUAGCUCUACCCACAGUAAUUA